Molecule: messenger RNA, 1245 nt
Organism: Fraxinus pennsylvanica
Lineage: Eukaryota; Viridiplantae; Streptophyta; Magnoliopsida; Lamiales; Oleaceae
Source: the annotation of a GenBank genome assembly
AUGGCUUCUUCCAAUUUUAUAUGCAGUCACCAAAUCUACAGUUCCUGCAAUGGCAAAACCCACUUCAAUUCUUUCAAGAAAGCUAGUUUUUCGAUACCUUCUUCGUACAAAUUUCAACACGCUUCUUGUUUUGAAAGAGGGUUCCGAUAUUCAAGAAUCAGAGCGACGGCUUCUGAUUCAAAAACUGGCAAAAAACAAGUGGAGGUAGUGUAUGAUCUCGAGGACAAGUUCAGCAAAUUAGCCGAUGAAGUGGAUAAGAAUUCUGGGAUGUCAAGACUCACUCUUUUUUCUCCUUGCAAGAUUAAUGUAUUCUUGAGAAUAACAGGCAAGAGGGAAGACGGAUAUCAUGAUUUGGCGUCACUCUUUCAUGUAAUUAGUCUAGGAGAUAAAAUAAAGUUCUCUUUAUCCCCGUCAAAAUCGAGCGAUCGUUUAUCAACGAAUGUUCCUGGAGUUCCCCUUGAUGAUCGAAAUCUGAUAAUAAAAGCCCUCAAUCUUUUUAGGAAAAAGACAGGGACUGACAACUACUUUUGGAUUCAUCUUGACAAGAAGGUGCCAACUGGGGCAGGGCUUGGUGGUGGUAGUAGUAAUGCCGCCACAGCUUUGUGGGCAGCAAAUCAGUUUAGCGGCGGUGUUGCCACUGAAAAGGAACUCCAAGAAUGGUCAGGCGAAAUUGGUUCGGAUAUCCCAUUCUUUUUUUCUCACGGAGCGGCCUACUGUACGGGUCGAGGUGAGAUUGUUGAAGACAUUCUGAAGCCUCUACCCUUCGACGUUCCAUUGGUUCUCAUAAAGCCUCAAGAGGCAUGUUCCACAGCUGAAGUAUACAAGCGUCUUACCUUGGAUCGAACAAGCACAGUGGAUCCUUUGACCCUGCUAGAGAAGAUAUCAAGAAGCGGAAUAUCUCAAGAUGUUUGCAUCAAUGAUCUAGAACCUCCUGCUUUUGAAGUACUUCCUUCACUAAAAAGAUUAAAACAGCGCUUAAUAGCCGCAGGUCGAGGACAAUAUGACUCCGUUUUCAUGUCUGGGAGCGGAAGCACUAUAGUCGGGGUGGGUUCUCCAGACCCCCCUCAAUUUAUCUAUGAUGAUGACGAGUAUAAAGACGUGUUCUUAUCAGAAGCCAGCUUCAUCACUCGUGCAGAAAAUCAAUGGUAUACGGAAGUUUCUAUGGAUGCUGCUUCAUCGCCAAUGGAAUUUUCAAUUGUAGUUUCUAUGGAUGCUGCUUCAUCGCCAAUGGAGUUUUCAGUAUAG